Molecule: messenger RNA, 712 nt
Organism: Parasteatoda tepidariorum (common house spider)
Lineage: Eukaryota; Metazoa; Arthropoda; Arachnida; Araneae; Theridiidae
Source: RefSeq, a predicted model, not a curated record
UGUCCUAUAAAAUGUUCGGAAGCACCAAACGAGCUUAUUUUCAAGUCUCCUACUGGAAAAAUGGAAAAUCGAAGAGCAGUAUUAGUUCUCGUAUUCUUUUCCAUGUAUUUGGUGAAUGUGGUAAUAUCACACAAAAAGAGUUCACUACAUUUUUGCAAUAGAAAUGAAGAAUGUCCAGAACACAUACCUUGCUGUAUUAACGUGGCUCGUAAAGGCGCUGCUAUAUCAGAUUAUUGCAAAUUUCUGAUAUUUCGUGGUGAAAUGUGUGUGUCACAAAAUCAUGUGUGUUGUUCAAAUCGAGAUGUCCAGCAGAAAAUAUAUGAAAAAAGGAAACGCUCGAUAUUGCCGGAGAGUGAGAGUCAUGCAGAUUAUACCAGUUCAGAAUAUGAUUCUACUACAGAUUACACUGAUUAUACAUCUUCAACUUUAACUUUUACCCCACCUACGUUCGUCCCAUACAGUGAAGAAAGGAACUUCCUGAAGAUAGCAUCUAACUUAACUAAUCCUGGAUAUUCUAGAAAUUUUCUACACGCUCUGACAUCGAAUGAAACGGAGCAUUGACGUUCCUUUCGUUUUUUUUUACACUCUUAGCUAUAAGAUUAUUUUAGAAGGUUAAUAAAAGGUUUUUUAUGAUGAUUAAAUUGUACGAAUAAUAUCUCAGUUUUACAAAAUAAAUAUUUCAUAAGCUUAUAAUAAAGUUAAUCAGAAAUAA